This is a messenger RNA of Cyprinodon variegatus (sheepshead minnow), 983 nucleotides long. Its product is annotated as heat shock 70 kDa protein 12A-like. The record is from RefSeq and is a predicted model, not a curated record. The coding region runs from base 30 to 983 and encodes 317 amino acids. NCBI's taxonomy places the organism in Eukaryota, Metazoa, Chordata, Actinopteri, Cyprinodontiformes, Cyprinodontidae. The transcript is spliced from 5 exons.
UCCUUGAAUAACAGCAGUUUCCUUCUGCAAUGGGCGACGGAUUUAUCAUAGCAAUAGACUUUGGGACAGCAUUUAGCGGAUAUGCCUUUAAUAUCAGUGCCAGAGGGGAAGAAAGUGACCCUCGCUUGAAAAGAUGGGGGAAAGAGUAUGGAUUAGAGACCCCAAAGACUCCAACCUGCAUUUUGUUUAAUGAAGAUAAAACAUUUCUUAGUUUUGGUUAUGAAGCCCAAAUGAAAUUCAAGGACAUGAGGGGAGAAGAAGCAAAGAAACAUUAUUUCUUUGAAGACUUUAAGAUGACUCUCUACAAGAAAAAACUCAGUGAUCUGAAGAUUAAAGAUGCCAGCGGGAAACCUUUGGAGGCACUAAAAGUUUUCUCAGAGUCCCUGAGAUUCCUGAAGGAUGACGCUCUAAAAACCAUCAGUUCCAACACUGGGGGGUGGAAGUUCACUCCCUCUGACUUCACCUGGGUUCUCACUGUUCCUGCCAUCUGGGAUGAGUCAGCUAAACAGUUCAUGAGAGAAGCUGCAGAACAGGCAGGAAUUGUAACAGAAGGAUGGGAGGAGAAACUGCUUAUUGCUCUGGAGCCAGAAGCUGCUUCUAUCUGGUGUAAGAAGGUUCCACCAGACGGAUUCAUCUUAAAGAACCGGAGCAGAGAGUCACUGGAUGAGUCUCCAGGGACUCGGUACAUUGUUGUGGACUGUGGAGACUUCCUCAAAGACAGACCUCAGAUAGUUCGGGUUGGACAGAACACCUCUGAUAUCAUCACCCUGAGUACAGGCUCCCCUCAGGGCAUCCUGAGCCCCCUGCUGUUUACCUUGAUGAGACACAACUGCGUCCCCAGGUUCAACACCAACCACACCGUGAGGUUCACAGACGAAACCACCAUGGUGGGCUUCAUCAGAGACGACAACAACUACAGACGACUACAGAGCACCACAUUCUUUGGGGUGCACAUCACAGACACCCUCAUCUGGACUGGUUAA